This is a messenger RNA of Perognathus longimembris pacificus (Pacific pocket mouse), 6428 nucleotides long. RefSeq names its product GATA zinc finger domain containing 2B (gene Gatad2b). The record is from RefSeq and is a predicted model, not a curated record. The transcript has 11 exons. Gene Ontology annotation, molecular function: sequence-specific DNA binding; zinc ion binding. Gene Ontology annotation, biological process: negative regulation of transcription by RNA polymerase II. NCBI's taxonomy places the organism in Eukaryota, Metazoa, Chordata, Mammalia, Rodentia, Heteromyidae. Bases 160 to 1941 code for a protein of 593 amino acids. Gene Ontology annotation, cellular component: NuRD complex.
CCCGCCCGCCCCGGUCCGGCCCACCCCCCUCCCCCACCCCUGCCCCUGGUCCCGUCAGUGGGGUCCGGAGCCCACGGUGCCGUCGCCUCUUCCUUUUUCGACGCCUCCGUCGCCUCCUGAAGAGGCGAGCCAGUCGAGAGUUACACCGCCACCGCCAGGAUGGAUAGAAUGACAGAAGAUGCUCUUCGCCUGAAUCUGUUGAAGCGCAGUUUGGACCCAGCAGAUGAGCGAGAUGAUGUCCUGGCAAAACGACUCAAAAUGGAAGGACAUGAGGCCAUGGAACGUCUGAAAAUGUUGGCACUGCUUAAAAGGAAGGAUUUGGCAAAUCUUGAGGUGCCACAUGAGUUACCAACCAAACAAGAUGGCAGUGGUGUCAAGGGUUAUGAAGAGAAACUCAAUGGGAAUCUCAGGCCUCAUGGAGAUAGCAGGACUGCUGGAAGGCCAGGCAAAGAAAACAUCAAUGAUGAGCCGGUGGAUAUGAGUGCUAGACGGAGUGAGCCAGACCGAGGAAGGCUAACUCCCUCUCCAGACAUUAUUGUUUUGUCUGACAAUGAGGCUUCCAGUCCCCGUUCCAGCUCCCGAAUGGAAGAAAGACUCAAAGCAGCCAACCUAGAGAUGUUUAAGGGGAAAGGCAUUGAGGAACGGCAACAGCUCAUCAAACAGCUGAGGGAUGAGCUGCGCCUGGAAGAAGCUCGAUUGGUGCUGUUAAAGAAGCUGAGACAGAGUCAACUACAGAAAGAGAACGUGGUCCAAAAGACUCCGGUUGUACAGAAUGCAGCAUCUAUUGUUCAACCAUCUCCUGCCCAUGUGGGACAGCAAGGUUUAUCCAAACUGCCCUCCCGGCCUGGGGCCCAAGGGGUUGAAGCUCAAAAUUUGAGAACAUUACAGGGUCACAGUGUCAUUCGUUCGGCGACCAAUACCACCCUCCCACACAUGUUGAUGUCCCAACGUGUUAUUGCACCAAAUCCAGCCCAACUACAGGGCCAACGGGGCCCACCCAAGCCUGGCAUUGUACGCACCACAACACCCAACAUGAAUCCCGCCAUCAGUUAUCAACCACAGUCAAGUUCUUCUGUUCCUUGUCAGCGUACAACAUCCUCUGCCAUCUAUAUGAACCUUGCCUCCCAUAUCCAGCCAGGGACUGUGAACAGAGUGUCCUCGCCACUUCCUAGCCCUAGUGCUAUGACUGAUGCUGCCAACUCACAGGCUGCAGCCAAAUUGGCUCUUCGAAAACAGCUAGAAAAGACACUCCUGGAGAUUCCACCUCCAAAACCUCCUGCUCCCUUGCUUCACUUCCUGCCUAGUGCAGCCAAUAGUGAGUUCAUCUACAUGGUAGGCUUGGAAGAAGUCGUACAGAGUGUCAUUGAUAGCCAAGGCAAAAGCUGUGCCUCGCUUCUGCGGGUUGAACCCUUUGUAUGUGCCCAGUGCCGCACAGAUUUCACCCCUCACUGGAAGCAAGAAAAGAAUGGUAAGAUUCUCUGUGAGCAGUGUAUGACGUCCAACCAGAAGAAGGCUCUAAAAGCUGAACAUACCAACCGGCUGAAAAAUGCUUUUGUUAAAGCCCUACAGCAAGAACAGGAAAUUGAACAGCGAUUACAGCAGCAGGCAGCCCUCUCUCCUACUACGGCUCCAACUGUGUCCAGUGUCAGUAAACAAGAGACCAUCAUGAGACACCAUACACUUCGGCAGGCCCCACAGCCCCAGAGCAGCCUCCAGCGUGGUAUACCCACAUCUGCCCGCUCCAUGCUUUCAAACUUUGCACAGGCACCCCAGUUGUCUGUGCCAGGUGGUCUCCUUGGUAUGCCAGGUGUCAACAUUGCAUACUUGAACACUGGCAUCGGAGGACACAAAGCCCCCAGUUUGGCAGACCGACAGCGGGAAUACCUUUUAGACAUGAUCCCUCCCCGGUCUAUAUCGCAGUCCAUUAGUGGACAGAAAUAACGCCUGUUCCACUUGUACUGCCUAACCUUGAACCCUUUACCCCUUUCCUCUCCUGUUGCUCCCAACUUCCGUCGCAUGCAGUGCCUGUACUGGUGCCUACCAUACACGGAAAGCAAAACUGAAAAAACAGAAGACAAAAAAAUAGAAAUCAAGAAAAUACAUGCCCUGCCCUACCACCUCCCCUUUGUUUCACACUGCUGCGAUCUGUUGUCCUGCCACUCAGUCUCCUCUCUUCAAUUCUUUACCAGUGAGGUGGAUCCUUGCCUCUGAUAGAGGUCAGAAUGCGGUCCUGGGGAGAAUUUAAGCCCUCUGUCAUAUGUUUCUAAAGUUUGGUUUAUGCUAUAAUUAUUACCAUUUUUAAUUAUAUUGUGUGUCCUCCCUUUGUUCAGUGGACGGUUAUAUCUCCCCAUACACAAAACCUUUAUCUGUUUUCUUUUUGUCCCUUUCCUCUCCUCUCAUAUUCUUCCCUCCCUUCCUUCCUCCCUUCUUGAUUUGUUUUUUUUUUUGUAAACAUAAAUGACAUUCGAUUCAAUAAUAGGAGCAUUGCAGGUUGCAGUUAGGGUUCUCCACUGCCAAGUAGGACAUGAUUGAUAGUUAGGGGCAGAGGUUUUGAAUGCACUUAACCUGAGUUGUGGGGUGGAUGACAUCAAGCAGGAGGAUUAAUACCCAGUUGUGGGUGUUCAGGGGCUGAACUGUUUGGAAGGCAGUGUUUAAUAUUGAAGUUAGGCUCUAAGGAUGAGGGGGGGAAAGCCUAGAAAGAAAAGCUUUAAAAUACUCGGGAGUUUACCCAUGUGAGGGGGAAGGGAGGUAUGAUAAUGAUCAUAAUGGUGAGCCAAGGAGGACAGAGCAGGCCCUGACCUUCAGAUGCUGGGGGAUUAAGAUUGGUCUCCAGUGGAACAUGGAAGGAUUCCAGGCCAAGUAGUCCUCUUUUCCUCUAAAACUGUUCCCUAUGCCACUUGCAUCCCCUUGUUAAAAACUAUAGUCUUCUCCCCAUUUCCCCCAUCCCCCAUCCCUCUCCCCACUGCAAUAGAGAGGAACAACUGUUCCCAGGCUGAAGUUUGCUGGAUGUCCUACAAGUUGGAAUUGGUGUGAGUCAGAUGACAAAAGGAGAGGAGAAAACAGGAGAAAGAGAUUUCUCUCCCAACACUAGAGAUCCUCCCAUUUGUCUCUCCCUUUACCCUCUGAGUGCCGAGAUGGUGAGGGCCUCUAACCAGGUUAGAGUCCUGCCCUGACUCUGCUGCACUGACUGCAGAACCAGUUGCUCAAAGCCAAACAGCGCAGCUCAUGUAAAAUCAGCUUUGGACCUCUGCUAUCCAAGGGUUGUCUUCAUGCCCCAGAAUUUUUAAAUUUUGCUUUUUUUGUUUUGUUUUAUUCUUCAGCGCUACUAAUGUAGAGAAUGAAUUGAAUUGUGCAAUGUUGCUGUUUUCUGGGGAUUAGGGAGAUUAGCAUCCCAUUUGUCCACUUGGUUGGGGAAGAGGGAGAGGAUCAGGCUGUUUUUGAGGUAAGAGAAGCCCCUGAAAAGGCAGGGUUUUCUCCCCUUGUGGUGUUCAUGCUCUAGACGCUGCCGGAUGCACUGGGAGACUGUCACACAGAGUUAUUAGGGAAUUGUGUGAUAUUUCGUCACCUGAGGAAGUCCCCUCAUUUUUAUUAUUAAAAUUAAUUUUUUAAGAAGGCACUUUUACAAUUACACACAUGAACUGCACAUCUUCCUCAUAAGAUUUGGGGUGGGGUGGGAGAAGGAACUGAAAUUGGGUUCCGUUCUCCCACUCUGGCCUUUAUUCCCCACACCCCAGUGCACUGUGGGUGAUUAUACUGGCCCUACGGGCCUUCCUGGCUUUUUUUCUUUCCUUCCUUCCCCCAAAUUCAUUGAGCACUUAAUAAGGAGCAGAGAUGCAGCCAGUGUCUGGGCUCCCCAAGUGGUGAAAUGAUCUGGAAGCUAGAUGCUAGUAAAAAGUAGUGUGAUCAGGUCAUUUCGAGUAUUUUUCUGGGGAAUGUGGUACCCCUGACUGUAAGUGGUGGGAGAGGGAGGGGGGGUUAAUGGAACUGGGUCUAGGGUUAUUUUAAAAUUAUAUAUAUAUAAAUAUAUAUAUAAAGAUAUAUUCUUACAUCUUUUUUCUUUGCCCUCUGUGCUUCGAAAGCACUGGUUUUGCUUUUCUCUCUUCCACAAAAUUGGAAGUUGGUUUUUUGUUUUUUUUUUUUUAAUAUUUUUUUCUACAGGUCAUCUUGCCUUGUGGCAUGUCUGUCUAGCCUCUCCCCACUCCAUGAUGAAGUGCCAUUUCUGUUGUCUCCCUGACCCCCAGCCCAGAGGUGCUCAGAGGUACAAGGUGCCCGGUUUUGUCAGUUGAGAUUAAAAGGAACAGAGAAUGUGCAAUACCGUCUGGCUGGGGGCUGUCCCUGCCAUGAGUGAAGUCCCUCCCCUGGGAGCCAGGCCACCUUGAGUGAGUACGGAAGUAAGAUGUGUAGAAACAGGGAAUGGUGGGGAAGGAAAGCCCAUAGUCCAUUGCCUGAUAGGUGCUUCGGCCAUAGGGGAGAGGGUGGAAUCUUCCCUGGUUUUAUCCCUUCAGGGUCAAUUACAUAGAAGCUGCUUGUUGACUCAUAGAGCUCUGUGACCCUUUGCUCAAUUGCUGAGGUUUGAAUUCUUACCCUUUUUCCUCCUCAUUUUCAUACCCUACCCAGGGAUUAGUGACGGGGGUUAAGGUCUCCUUAAUCAUGAUAAAGUAUUAGCCUUCCACCUCCUCCCUUUUCUCCCUCUCCCAAUCCCUUUGUCUUCUUCAAGUCUCAACUUUUUCAUCACUGAUUGCCUUGUGUCUCUCCAAGUCUGUCAUUACUGUCAUCCCCAGGCCUUGGGCCCUCUAGACCCUGGAUUCAGACAGCUGUCCUUUUCUCAUGGAGCUCUGAAUCUCAGGAUACUAAUAAGAGUUGAGGAUAGAACUCUGCCUGGCUUCCUCCAGACCCAGAGGUACUAAAAGCAGUCAUUCAUGGUGGUGUCUUAACUCCAUAGAAACGUAGAAACCUGAAAUGGGUGAUUAGUAACAAGGCUUGGUAAAGCCAGGGGACAGAGGUUCUUACUUGUCACUUUUCUUUUGUCACUUGACCACAGCAUCAGGACUCCCUCCAUCGCUGGAAUAAGUAUUUUCCCCCACAUUUUUGGAUACAUGUAUGGUAGACAAUUUUUUUUCUUAAAGACACAGAUAAAUGUUUUCUGCUUUGGUUACCCCUUUCCUUUCCCCUUUAAAAGGAAUUAGCUAUAGAACUGCUUUGUAAAGAUGCUUCUUGAUAUUUUACUUUUGUUCCUUUUCCUCAACCAUUCCCUUUUCUCCCCAUUCCUCCAGAAGGCAUAACCUUCUUUCCAUACCCCUCCCCCCCCUUUCCCCGCCUGGUCCUAGGCUCCCUUUCCUUCCAUCAAGAUCUUCAUUAGCUUAUGAUAUUUGCUGCCGAGAUGUUAUAACAAGGACUCAUUCAUGUAUAUAAGCUAUUUCUUGAUCCAUUUAAAAGGAAUUGUACAUUGUGUAGAAAAAAAAAAACUGAAAAAGAGAAAAAAAAGCCCUAGCCAUGGAUAUUGUGAAACUGUGUUAUGUCAUUUUGUAAUGUGCCCGUUUGUGUAUGAUCCGUGCAAAAGGGUUUCUGGGGAAGGGGAGGGGGUAGGGAGGCAGGGCUGUGGAGGGUGGGUAGGGGAGUGGGCCAGGCCCAGCAAAUGCGACUGGCACUGCUCCAACCCCAUCCUCCUUAGAGAUGCCACCUCCCCCACCACCCACCCCUAAUUUGUGCCUUGCCUCCCCACCCUGGAGUCGUCCCUCCGGGUCACCAGCACUGCCUUGGCAGAGCCCACUCCCUACCCUCACCUGCCCGCUCUCCCUACCCCCCAGCAUUUGGUUGAUUCUGUGGGGAAGUUCUGGGGGUUGGGAGGUAGCCGAGGAAUGGGCAGUUCCCGGGGGCAUUGAAACCAAGUAUUAUUAUGAAUUGUAAUUGUAUUUGCACUGUUUUUUUCCCCCUCUGAUUGCAUCAGCAUAUAUACAAUAUACCUGUAUAACAAAAUUCAGUGUCAACCUUUCUUAUGCAAGGGAUUUACUCAACCUCCCCCCCACAAAAACAACCUGAUCUCAUGGACCAUUGAGGGUGGACUCUUAAGGGGACAGCAGAUAGGAUUUUAGUAAGUCAUCCUAAGUAGGUUUCACCUAGAGAGAGCCACAUCUGCCUGCCCAGUGCCAGGCUGUGUGAGUUAGGUGAGGUGAGGCUCGGUGAGGAUCAGGGCUCUGCGUCCAGGAUUGUAGAGGAUAAAGAGAACCACCAUACAAAGGGAGGCAGUCUGGAGACCUGACCUGGGUUCUACUGACUUGCUGUGUGAUGUUCAUUUUCUGGGUCUCAGUUUUGUUGGUUUUGUUAUUGGUUUUGUUGUUCUGUUGUUUUUUUUAAUCAGUGAAAUGGGGGGAAAUCAUUUGGCCACUAAGUUUAAAGUUCUAAGCUUCCUUCCAACCUACCAAAAACAA